This is a messenger RNA of Cucumis sativus (cucumber), 826 nucleotides long. Its product is annotated as RING-H2 finger protein ATL52. Gene Ontology annotation, biological process: protein ubiquitination. Bases 192 to 719 code for a protein of 175 amino acids. NCBI's taxonomy places the organism in Eukaryota, Viridiplantae, Streptophyta, Magnoliopsida, Cucurbitales, Cucurbitaceae. The record is from RefSeq and is a predicted model, not a curated record. The transcript has a single exon.
GAUACUGAUUCUUGUGAUUCUUAACAAACAACGCCAUUACAAUGCAUAUAUCUUGGAAGUUUCUUUUUGCCUUGAUCAAAUCACCACCUAAUAACAAAUUCCACAUACAAAAUAAAAAUUAAAUUAAAUUAAUCCCCACUUAACUAAACCCUAUUAAUUUCAUUAGUUCUCUUAAUUCUCCUCCCGCCGCUAUGUCAAGCAGCACCGGCGACGCCGCCAUUUACAGCCGAAAACUCGACAUUUUCCUCAUCGCCAUCGGCUCCGCCGGCGCCGUCGUCACCAUUUACCACUGCAUCAUGGCUUGUUGGUGUGAUCGCCGCCGCUUCCUCUCCGGCGACCAAUCGUCGGUUAACGACCCUCACACCUUACCGAUAACGGAUACGCCGCGGAGCACCGAGAAUUCGGUGGUUCAUUUGAUUCCGGCUCACAAGUAUGAGAAGCGAAUGGCGGUGGACGGCGGUGGUGGCGGUAAAGACGUGGAUGGGGAUGGCACGUGCGCGAUUUGUUUGAGUGAAUUUGAAGAAGGGGAGGAAAUAAAGACGUUGCCUGAGUGUAAGCAUUCGUAUCACAUGCCGUGUAUCGACAUGUGGCUUUACUCUCACUCCAGCUGUCCGAUGUGUCGUACUAAUGCUACUCCGACGUCGUUUAACGAUAGGCUGCAGUUUGAAACGCAGUCCAAUUCUGGGAUUGUUGUGCACGUGCUUCCCACGAGGGGUUGAGUUACUCUAUACUUUCUUAUAUAUAUAUGAAAAGAAAUUGAAAACUACCUUUCCCAGUUUUACUAACCCGUGACGACAAACAACACAGUAAAUUUCUACUUUUUCUU